Messenger RNA from Plodia interpunctella (Indianmeal moth), 6034 nucleotides. RefSeq lists its product as uncharacterized. NCBI's taxonomy places the organism in Eukaryota, Metazoa, Arthropoda, Insecta, Lepidoptera, Pyralidae. Bases 186 to 1454 code for a protein of 422 amino acids. The transcript has 7 exons. The record is from RefSeq and is a predicted model, not a curated record.
UUGUUUGACAGCAGUCUAAUGUAUUUUUUUGUCGGAGUUGGGUGCUUGUUCAACGGAUAUUAUUAUUUACCUAUUUAUGGAUUCAAGUUUAGUUUACUAUAAUUUUUCAGUGACCAGAAUGAUAUAGUUUUUAAUUCUGCGCGUUAAACUCAUUAUUUAGUGCUACAAAAUUUUGUGUCGCAUCAAUGGCUUCUACACCUAAGCAAGUCAAUGGAUCCAAUAACGGCCUCUUGGGAAAGCGGAAGAAGCCGAAGCGUACUAAGGGAUCCUAUUUAACGAAAUGGUUGGAUAAAACAAUGCAGCACAUUCAAGAUGCGACACCAAGUAUGGACACUUACGAGCCUUUUGUAAAUACAAACUCAAACUGGCCAAUUACUCAGUUCGCGCCGGGCUACGAGCCAUGUAGAUAUAACAUGUAUGGAUGUGCUGAACCGAUGUCGCUUCCUACGUUACCUACAUACUACAACCCUGCAAUGCCACCUUUCUACAACCCUGAAUAUAGAUACCAGCCUGUUGAUAAGAGUGUACAAGUCCAAAGACCUCGGCCACGGCGAUGCAUGGAUCAGAAAGCAGAAGAAGUGAACACUCCCCCUAAUAGCACUCUGAGUAACAUGAAUUAUUUACAACCAAAGAAUUUUACUGAUAGUCAAGACUAUGCGAGCUUACCACCGAUCGUGACGUCAGUUGGCGACACAAAUUCUAACAGUGACUUGCAUACUAAUGAUAAGGAUGACUGUAGCAACACUAGGAGAUUUAGUGACCCCUGUGUUCGGGGGUUGCCGGAUGUGGCGAGGCCUAAUGGAGAAGUAGAGUCAGAUUCUGAAUCAAACUCUAGCUUUUCUGGCAGCCAAAUUGGCAGCCGCUUAUUAGGACAUUUACUAGACCAAAUAGCUUCACUGAAGUUGGCAAACGACAGACUGAAUAAAGAAUUAUUUGACACUAGAGCUGAACUGGAGGGCAUUAGGCAACACAAUGUUAUCCUCCAAAAAGGACAAAGUUCGAGUGUUGGAGCCACCCCCAGCCACCCACACCUCAAUGACAAUGGUGUGACCGGCGGCCAUUAUUCCCCCGGUUUUCUGGCAGACCUGGUCCGGGAGAUUCGCGACGCGGCUCGUGUCCGCGAGGAGGCGCUGUACUCCAGGGUGCGGGCUAUGGUCAUCGAGAGGACCGAUAGUGGUUUGGCGUCCUCAGAAGCGAAAUACCAUGAGAAAACUCUUGAAGAGGUCAAGAGUUCUCUGCGUGCUUCGGAUGCGGACAAGCGACGCAUGAUGGAUCGUAUAGUGAAGCUGGAAGAUGACAUCCGACACCUCAGAGUGAGCAGCGGAUUCGAAUCAAACGAAAAUAAAUCGAACGGCAACAUCGAAGACGGGGAGACCGAGCGGGUGCGCUUGCGCAAGGAAGUCGCGGACAUGCGUAGGGCUAAGCAGCAUGCGGAGGACCACGCCCUCAAGUAAGUUGUAGACUAGAACGCCUAGUGACGCAACUCCGUUCGAAAUUCAAUGGGCUCCAAAUAACGAACGGGCCAGAUUCCCUGCCGUCAGACAUCGACGACGCUACUCGCCCGCGUCGGACGAGCGUCAACUCGUCCAACUCGACCGUCGUCUUCGGGCCAGUCACAGAUUUGUAGCGAAUGGAACCGGCGCGUGUGGUGUGCGCUUUAGCCGCAGAUCUGUUCUGGUCCUUACUUUAUAGGUUAAAGAAUUGAUUGUAGAAUUUGUACUGCCCCAUUUCGGAAACGAUUCGUCGUUUCUUUUGCUUAUUCCGAAAAUGUAUUUCUCGGAAUUAUUUUCAAAAAAUAUAUCAGAUACUAAUUUUUAAAAAUUUAACUAUUAAAGUCAGUUUAGCUUUAUCACUGAUGGAUUUGAUUACCUUUUAUCAUUCUACAUAUUCAAAUCAUUUAUCAAUGCACGAACACCAUAGUGUUUAUAGAUUCCCUGUACAAUUUACACCAUCACAAAAUAUACCGGUCGGACUAUCAUAAGCUAUGUCCACAUCGAGACUUGACUCUUUGUGUUGAUUUUACCGUUUGCUAAAAAGAGACUGAAACACAUUCGGUUUCUUUUUUUAUCUCGGUGUGGACAUGGCUAAAUAUAUGUUUCUCUCGUGUCUAUUAUGUGAACCCAGCCUUAUUGAGAAAGCAUUUUAUCAUAACUGCUUAGUGAAACCUCUGUGUUUUCAGUAAUAUUGAUAUCCAAAAUUGCAUAAUUAAUUGAAGAUAAUGGAAUUGAUGAAACGUAUUAUGCUCGAAAGAUAAUUCGAUUCUAUUGAUAAGUAUAGGAAUCUCGAUGUCAUUUUAAACGAUAAUUUUAAUUGUAUUUUAAGAUUAUUGCAAACACCAAAUAUAGCAAUUCAGUAUGUUAAGGUAUUAAAUUGCCAUUAGAUACAUUAGGGAUCUUCUAUCUAAUUUAUGAGCGAUUAUGAUGGUUCCGUAUUUUUAUGUGGGUACUUAAUAUGGAUAAAAGAAGUCAUUCUUAUUUCUCACACUAUCAAAUGGUUGCUAUCACUAGUGUCACAUAUUAGUGUCUAAAAGAUAUAUUUAUGUAAAACGAAUUAUUAAUGAAACGGUUGCUCACAAUUAGUUUGAUUUUUAUUUUAUUAAUAUGUGUCUUUUAAAUGGACAUUAAGUUACAUUUUAAUGUUUUAUUUUUUAACAUGACUCUCAUAGUCCUUAUAAGGUGCUGUGACAGAAAAUAUUUUUAUUAUAAUAUUUCUCCAUGAUUUUCUAACUUCCUAAUAGCUCGAAACAAUGUAUAAUAAAAUAACAACAUAGCUCUUAUUUGAAGUCAACACGUUCGCGGACGCAUCACGGCUAUAGCAGUAACCAUCAAACCCCUCGUGUCUCGCGGAGCGUUCUCGAACGUGUAAAGAUAUUUUUAGUUUUUUAACAGUUACAUUUUUUAUAACUUAAAUUGUACAGUUGUCUUUAAAAGUUAUUAUUGAACAUUCUACAUUCUCACUCGAGUUCAUACAUCUUCGCAAUAUUUGUUCUUCGCGUCUAUGAUUAGAUACAUAACAUACAUUAUGUAUUCAUAAUAUAAUAUACAUAGUUUGUUCGUAAAUGUGUUUGUCUAUUCAUUAAAGCUCACAAAUACGUGUCGAAGAAGCGUUCUUGUUGGUAUUUUCAAUUUUCAACCAAUUCGCUUUUCACGCCUCCGCAUUAGGCGUUUUUAAUAAAUAUUUACAUCGAUCGGUACGUAUACGAAAUUUGUUUACCUUCGCUUAUCAUUUAUAUAAAUUUAACACUUAAAUUGAUCAUUCUGAUCAGAUUCCAAUCAACCACUAUUUCAAUAUCAAUUGUCAAUUUUAAUUUAUUUAUAGUAAUACUUUUAGCUUAAUUGUCUAUUAUGAAAAAAAUUAAGUCAUAACCUAUAUUGAUAGUCAUAUUUAAAAUUAGUAACAUUGUGUGUUUGGUCUAUGACAUAUUAUUUAAAACAAAAAAAAAAGUUAUUCUGGUUUAGUUCGAGUUGAUAAUUACAUUUAUUUCGAACAAAAAUAUUUAACCAUGCUUUCAAAAUAAGAAGUAGAUAAGUUUUGUGUGCGACUGUCCGUCUAUUUAUGAAUGGUAAUUGUUUAACAAGAUUAAGGUUAGAAUACUCUUGUAAUAAAUUGUCAUCAUUGUCAGUGCUCAUUGUUUGUGAUUUUUUUAUAAUUCUCGAAGUUUGGUCAGUUUCUGUAAGUAAUUUUAAGUGACUGGGUUACGUGUAACAUUAAAAAUCAUGUGGUCAUGAUUAUGAUUGAGAAAAACCUUCUAUUAACACUAUACUUAAUAAUAUUCUAUUUCCUUUUUACUAUUCCGUGCUAUCAUCACCUUUAUUUUGACAAAAUCAAGUCCAAGAUCCUUAAUCAACUUUUGUCAUAUGAUUUUAGCUAAACAUUUCUGCUUAGUCUCUUGAUGCCUCAAAACAAUUAGCUCUGAACACCUAAAUAAGUUUUCACGUUAAAAACGUAUGUCAACUAUGUUACUAUAUGAAACGAUGAUAUUAUUUUAUGUCACUUAUAAUAAACGACUUGAAAGAUAUAAGGGUUAAUCUUGACUUCUACUUAUAGAUUUAACUUUUUUUUUCAUUGGUCACGUUACUAACCACCGAUCACACUUAGAGAAUAGACUGAUUUUGCUAAUUUAUUUACGAAUUACGUACCAAAAUUGAGAUUUUAUGUAAACUAACCAUAUAAGAACUUUUUCAUGUGAAAGAUUUGUUUACUUUUUUAUAGUGGUUAUCUAACAUUAUAAAUUAAUUACAUUGUUAAUACUAAAAUUGUGUGUCAUAAAUUUUAACUUAUUAACUUAGUGUCAAAGGCAUAACAACGGCAAAUUUAUUCAAACUUAAAAGAAAAUAAAAUUUAAGACUUAUGUGACUGGAAAUGCCUAAUACCUACAAUGUUAUUAUUAUGAUUCAUAUUAAUUUAGUCAAUGCACUUUGCGUGAAUCAGGACAAGUGAAAAUGGACGUACUAAAAUAUUUGAAAGAAAUUAUCGACCGGUCAAUAAUGAAAACCGUAAAUAAAUUGUCCUAAUAAUAUACUUGUAUAUCACGUCUUGACAGCAAAAUAAAAUAUUCUUUUGAGAAAUAUUGAAGAAAAAAUAAAUACACAAUACACAAUAUUUAUAUUAUAACUCUAAAUGAUCGAUAUUAUACUUCUAUUUAAAUAUAUAUGUAGUGUUUUAGUAUUUAUAAUGACAAUCAAAUAUAUAUUUGCAGUUGUCUCCUAUUGCUAUUCGCAGCAAUCUCCUAACACAUAAAUAGUUUUAAAUAUUUCACAUAUUAGGUCACAGUGUAGAAUUUAGACAUUUAUGUAAGAAGAAGCAAUAAUGAUAAUGGCCAAAAGACGUUUGUGUCAAAUAGUUCAUUAUUUAACAAGAGUCAUGUAAUUAUGCACUAAGUAAAUAGAUGCGUAUAUCUUUGUAAUCAUACUACCAUUAACUUGUAUUGGUUCCGUCUAAAUUAUAUCUUCUUAGAAUGUGUAUGUAUGUAAGUAGUUAUGCAUUUUUUGGGUUUGUCAAGAUGAUUCUUCUAAUUAUACAAUUCAAUAUGUUACAUUGAAAACCGGUUUGUUUCGACGCGUGUUCUCUAGUUUUUACUAAAAGUAUUUGUUGAAAUUGCUACAUCUACAGGGUGGAAUUUAAACCUGAACUCUUUAUGGUGAAAACCAUGUUCGUUUAAAGAGUUUUUAAUGAUUUUGUUUCAUAAAACGUGAGUAUCAAUAAUAAUAUAGUAAGUAAUUUUUUCAAGUUUUGCGAAUUAGUUUCCCGAGUGAAUUUGAUAUUUGAAAAUCUUUAACUGCAAUAAUUUACAGAUUGUCGGGAUUUUGGUGAUUGCCAGAUUUCAGGUGAGAUUAAAAAUUUCCAUCAUGUAGAUUUUCGACAGGUAUCUGUCAUUGUCAUUUUAUUAUAGACUAUAUAAUUACGGAACCAAUACCUUAGAAGUAUUGUUGUUAAACUAUGGUGCCUUAUUUUAACGUGUCCGCCCAUUAGAAACGGUUGUUAUGCGUGUUGUAUUUAUUGUAUACUGCUGUAGUGUUGUAAUGUGUGUAUAAUAUAUAUUUACUAAAUCUGCACAUUGAUUAUGUACAUUUAAUAUUUUAUUGCACUAGAAACAACUUACUCCGACUAAACUGAUGCCGAUUACUUAAAAUGUCCUGAAAAGGGGAUUUAUUUUUAUUGAGAUGAUGAUUUCAAAAAAAUAUGGCGAAAGUUGUUGGUGUUAGUUCUAUAUAAAUUGACUGUCACCUAUUCCUCAAGCUAUUGGUACCAAAUUACAUAUGAACGACAGGUAGGUACAUAAUUUCAAUGACAAAAAAUGUAAGUUAGCGUGCAGAUUUGUAACAUUUUUAUUAGCUUGGUACUCGAAUUCCGGAUAUUAUAUAUUUAUUCAUAGAUCCAAUAAAGCAAAUUUUCAGCGCGGAAGUGAACGCCGGAUACUUGCGUGUUGACUUAAAUACUCAAUUACAGUGUUGCAAAUGUUUACGAUAGCUAAAUCGAUUGUUAAUUAAUAUCGGUGAUAUAAGGGUUUAAUAAAUUAUUAUCAAUAUCAAAA